Molecule: messenger RNA, 465 nt
Organism: Cyanistes caeruleus (blue tit)
Lineage: Eukaryota; Metazoa; Chordata; Aves; Passeriformes; Paridae
Source: RefSeq, a predicted model, not a curated record
CAAUCUGAGGACCAGGGAAAUUGCUACUCCCAUACUAUUUUCCAUCCUGGCUUCUAUUCUAGCCGCGUUCCCUGUAUUCAUCACUUCAAAUUUACAAACGGAGGCCACCAUGUCCAUCGGCUCCUCUGGAGAGUGGAAUGCUACAGACCACCUGAGGAACAGGGCCAGAGCGUCUCAGCCCUCAGUAGCUCCAAGACCAAAGAUGAUUCUGAGACCCCCAAGCGUACCACCCCCCUGUUCAAGGUGAAGCCACAGAUAAUGGACCUGCAGCCAGGCGAGUCUGUGGACAUGGUGCUGCGAGGCUUCUCCCACAUCCCACAGGAGGUGCAGGAGUAUGCGGAGUGUGAAGCUGGCAUUGCAGCAAGCACCAUGACGCAGAAGAUAAUAAAAACAAUCAUUACCUGUGAGUUUAUUGAUCCCUCUAUAGAAGUAUCAGCCAGAAAAUUCUCCUUCCGGGUGGAGAAG